CGUGUACAUAGAGAGAUGCCUGCUCUGUGAGAUGUGGAGAUUGUGCCCAUUCAGAUGCAUCUUCAGUCACUCCUCUGGAGAAACAGCGCAGGCCAGGAGAGAGAACACGACCAGCUGCACGACAUUUUGUCCGCACAGGAGCGCUGUUUUACCACAGUAAAGCUGUGAUCUCCAGGUCCACAAAUGUCUGCUGUGCAAGGCUUGCUACAAUAAAAGUGUGUUUUGCAAACUAAGGGCAGGUGUGACAGAGUAAUUAGCUCAGUUAGUUAAAGAUAAGUUAACCUUUUCUGCAGUUUUGCACGUAUUUCCAACAAAAACAUCAGAAAACCAUGGCAACAGUUUACAUUUCAGAAGCCACUGGAGUCACUAAAAUUCUAAACAAUUAUUUCCUUUCUACUGAUAUACCUAAAAAUAUAAGACCGUGACUAAACAAAUUCUAUGUAGGAGAACAAAAAAAUACUUUGUAAAUGGUGCACCUUAAGGUGUCCAUUUGAGUGGCAAAUCUAACCAAACCUCUUCGACAUGGCUUAACUCUGCUUUUCAAUAAAGCAAGAAAUAUUGUCUUUUUUAAAAUUCAAGUGAAUUACCUCUUUGUUAGGCACCAAAUUAGAGAACUUUAAUUUUCAGUUUCUUCAAUCUUUUGAACAAUUAAUUUAUUAAAAGCAAUUUUUAAUUUAUUCAUAUCAAACACAUACAGGAUACAUAUCUAUAGAAAGAAUAUAAGCAGCAAAUUAGACUUUAAUAAAUGCAAGAAGUAAUUUAUGUCCCUAGUAUUUCUAUUACACAAACAUUCUUGACCAUAAAGCAUAUGUGCACAUCUAAAUACUGACUUUAACAUGCUGAGCCAAACAUCAGCAGGUCUUUCUGAAUGUUGUUACAUUGACAGUACGUAAAGACACAAAUCUAUAUUUGGGGUGUAAAUUUGCACUGCACUCAGACAGGAUCAAACUAAUUUAAUGAGGUAUUGAUUCCCCAGAACGCAGAAAAAACAGAGUCUGAUGCAGUGAAAUGACCAUGUAGGAUUCAUUUAAUGUCUCUUUCGAGGGUUUCUUUCAUUAGAGAAGCAAAACAAAUAUCAUACAUAGGGUGAUGAAAUAAUUUACUGGUCUGGUUCACAGGUAAUUGAAAGUUUUCAUCAGUCUAAGACAUAUUAAAGUGAACACAGAUCUUGUUUGCAGAGUUUGUGGCUGUGUUGGACACAAAAAUCACUUAUUUGAUGUAACUUGUGUAAGUGGAGGAAUGGACCAGUCAACGUCCUAAAGUGUUAGUAAAAAGUUGGACUCCCUUUUGUCUUCAGAACUGCCUUAAUUCUUGGUGGCAUACUUUCAACAAGGAGUUGGAAACAUCCCUCAAAGAUUUUGGUUCAUAUUCACAUGAUAGCGUCACACAGUUGCUGCAGAUUCGUCGGCUGCACAUCCACGACGCCAAUCUCCCAUUCCACCACAUCACAGAGGUUCUAUUGGAUUGAGAUCUGGUGACUGUGGAGGCCAUUGAAGUACAGCGAACUCAUUGUCAUGUUCAAGAAACCAGUUUGAGAUGAUUUGAGCUUUGUGACAUGGUGGAUUAUCCUGAUGGAAUAGCCAUCAGAAGAUGGCAGACUGUGGUCAUAAAGGGAUGGGCAUGGUCAGCAACAAUACUCAGGUGGGCUGUGGCAUUUAAAUGAUGCUCAGUUGGUACUAAGGGGCCCAAAGUGUGUCAAGAAAUUAUCCCCCACACCAUUACAACACCAUCACUAGCCUAAACCGCUGAUAUAAGGCAGGAAGGAUCCAUGCUUUCAUGCUGUUUAUUGCCAAAUUCUGACCAUCAGAAUGUCACAGCUGAAAUGGAGACUCAUCAGACCAGGCAACUUUUUUCCACUCUUCUAUUGUAAAAUUUUGAUGAGCCUGUACAAAUUGUAGCCUCAGGUUCCUGUUCUUAGCUGACAGAAGUCUCACCCGGUCUGGUCUUCUGCUGCUGUAGGCAUUGUUCUUCAAGGUUGGACGUGCUGUGGGUUCAAAGAUGGCAUUCUGCAUUCCUUGGUUGUAGUGAGUGGUUAUUUAAGUUACUGUUGCUUUUCUAUCAUCUGGAACCAGACUACGCUGUCCAUUCUCCUUUGAUCUCUCACAUCAACAAGUCAUUUUCAUCCAGACAGCUGCUGCUCAAUGGAUAUUUUCUCUUUUUGGGACAAUUCUCUGUAAACUCUAGAGAUGGUUGUGAAUGAAAAUCCCAGUAGAUCAGCAGUUUGUGAGAUGCUCAGACCAGCCUGUCUGGCACUAACAACCAUGCCAUGUUCAAAGUCCCUUAAAUCGUCUUUCUUCCCCAUUCUGAUGCUCUGUUUGAACUUCAGCAAGUUGUCUCGACCACGUCUACAUGCCUAAAUGCAUUGAUUUGCCGCCAUGUGAUUGGCUGAUUGUGUUUACAAGCAAUUGAACAGGUGUACCUAAUAAAGUGGUUGGUGAGUGUAUAUAACUGCUCUCACUCUUCCAUGUGUUGCUUCCACAAUGAGACAACACACAGUCAUUUAUUUAGCUAUAAAUAAAGCAUUUAGAUGGAGAUGUCAAUAAAUUUGAACACACACACUGCCAGCUUGUGUCCCUGAGGACAUUUUCCGCUAAAUAUUAAUUCUGGCAUCUAAUUAUAUAAUCAGCAGAGGCACAGAGAGAGAGAGAGGAGAGGCACAUAGGGAGAUGUUUUCACUGAAUACAUACAAACAUGUUGGGAAACUGCUACACAGUGCUGUAGAGAUGCUUCAGACUAUGGGAGACUAAGAAGGUGCAAACUCUCCAACGAUUCGCAAUAAGCGAGUGAAUCUGUGCUGCAAAUCUGCCAAAUGGAGAAGAGGAAGAAAGGUAAGCUGUGAGAUUUAUUGUUUAAGUGUUGCAAAUAUUACCAGCUUGAACUUUACUCACAUUACAAAGGUGGUCUAUAAAAAGCUUUGUCAGAUAUGGAGCUGUGUGAAAGUUACUGAAGUGGAGGAAUGGGGAUUGAACUUUAGAUUUCCACAAAUAAAAAGAAACAAAGAAAAGAAAAGAAAAAGCUAAUUUGUCUAUCUAACAAACAAACAAAGAAAGCCAAAAACUGCAAUACUUCCCCAAUAUAUCAUAAUAGCGCGUUAGUUAUGUAAAGAUAUAAGAUAUUUUGUCAUAUAUAACACAAUAAUGCAAAGCAUGAAGAAUUUUAAAAAUGGAUGCAUCAAUUGUGCACAUGCAUGCACAGAAAUACAAUAUAUACAAAGAGUGAGCAAAAAAGAACCCCUUCCAGUCCCUUAAAAGAGAGAAAAUGAAAUUCAUUCUUACUUUUUUGCUUACAUUUUGUAUACAUUAUAGGUGUGAACAAAUGCCCAUUAAUUUUCGCAUUCUAGUUUGUUGCUGACACUAAGAUGAGAUAAGAUAAGAUACAAUAAGAUAUAUAUUAUUGCCUCUAAAUGUAAAUUGGCCUUGGGCAAUGAUGCAAAUUUUAACAGCUCUGUGCAACAUCAAUUGGUAAUUGAACAAAAAGUACCCAGCAAGAUACUGAAUAAGUCAUAAAUGCAGACCCAUAUAAUAAACCUGACUCUCUAAAACAUUAUCUGCAUCUCACACAUCCAUAAAAACUUUAUUGCACUGGUAGGAACACCAUGUUGCAGUUGUGCAAACAGUUACAUAAUGCCACAAGAGCACCCAACGGGGAUCCAUUGAUCGGCCAUGUAGUUUAAAUCAGUUCAGAUGGAGCUGGUAUUGUUGACAGUUGUCAGUAGCAUCUACCUAAAAAAAGUCAUAUGUAAUAUGAAAAUAAAAUGUGCCUCUAAAUGCAUUUUCGCAGCAUCUUCUACAGAACUGAGGCUCAUGGUGGUCGGUAGCAGCGGACCCUCGCAGUUCCUACUAACCAAUGCCAUACUUGGAAGACAGGAGUUUCCCAAAGAUGUCACCAGCAUUUCUGGCAGCAUGAAGAGCACUGGAGAGCUGGCUGGUAGACGAGUGGUGGUGAUCAAUGCACCAAACAUCUAUGACAAGGAUAUAUCUCAGGCCAAGAGGAAGAUGGAGCUGAGAAGGUCUAAGUGCUUGUGCAUUCCUGGUCCACAUGCCUUUCUGGUUGCUUUUGAUAUGGAGGAUAUCUCCCUGAACGACUUUAACACCGCUCGACUGAUGAAGGAACGCUUUGGGAGGCAGUGCCUUCGACACUCCAUGGUUCUACUGGCCUAUGAAGGUAAUCUGGAGGGAGCUGCCCUUGAAGACAGAGUGCGGAAGAGAGACUGGUAUCUGAGAGAACUCAUCGAGAAGUACAGCGGGCGCUUUCACAUCUUCAUGAAGAACUGGAGAGACCGAAGCCAGGAGAGAGAGCUGCUGCAGAAGAUAGAGUGGAUGGUUGCCUCUUUAGCGGGGGCCUGCUUCUCCAGCACCACUUUCCAGAAGGCAGAGGACAGCGUGAUGAAGGAGGAAAAGCGGCUCAGGAAGCAGAAGGCAGCAGAGAUAGAGAAGGCAUGGGAUGAGAUGGAAAAGCAAUACGUGGAGGAGGAUCUGUUUUUCCAGAAGGAUGCCUAUACUGCCAAUAUCAGCGCAGAGAUCCGAGCCAAGGCAGAGAUCGACAACAGUUGGGUCAGAACUUCCCUGGCAAGAGGACUGGGGACUGGUUUCGUUGUGGGGGCGGUUCUGGGUGCACUGGUUGGGUCUAUAGAAGGACCGGGAGGGAUGGUUCUUUAUGGUUUUAUUGGGGGUGCAGUGGGUGGAUCAGGAGGGGGAACCGCACAGGUGGCAAUAGACCACAUAGAGAAUAGAGUGGCUCCACCUGCCAGACUCAACUUCAACUCCAUCUUCAUCAAUCGCUUCUUUGCAGCUCCUCGGACAUGACACUGUGUUUCACCAAUGACUAUAUUCCAAAAAAGAAAAGAAAAACUUUACACCAUAUGCUUUUUGUAUUUAAGUUUCACUCAGGUAACUUUCUUGCUUACCUGAUAUCAAAAUAAAAAUGGAUGUUUGAGUA
Messenger RNA from Acanthochromis polyacanthus (spiny chromis), 4938 nucleotides. RefSeq names its product GTPase IMAP family member 4. The record is from RefSeq and is a predicted model, not a curated record. Lineage: Eukaryota; Metazoa; Chordata; Actinopteri; Pomacentridae. The transcript is spliced from 2 exons. The coding region runs from base 3684 to 4805 and encodes 373 amino acids. Gene Ontology annotation, molecular function: GTP binding.